CAAUUCGGAAUUGCCUGGGAGCGAGUCGAGGUCAAUCCGAAUUCCUCUCCGCUUUCAACGAAAGGGGAUCCGCAACACUCCUGCCCCCACCCGCAGUCAUCAGUGCACUAUUAGCAAGCUCUGCCCUACAGUAGCAACAAACGCAAUGCUUUCCCUAGCAUGCAGGACUGCUCUGCCCGCUGGCCGCCUGGCGGUGUCGGCCCGACGUCAGCUACAGACCGCUGCUGCUCUCGUAUCUCGUCGUCCCACUCGUUGUUCCUUCGUUUGCUCACGGCGUGCUCUGUCGACGUCCCCUGUGUACCAGAACGCUGCGGGAUCUUCCUCUCCGGGCGCCCCUCGAGUGCGACCAGCAGAGCCGUGGAAGCGCCACCUAAGUCCGGACCCAUCAACGCCGACUGUCUUCACCUUUUUUGAGAACGCGACGUCAACUUGGCAGUACAUCGUCGUGGACCCGCACACGUCCGAUGCAGUCGUCAUUGAUCCCGUCCUGGAUUACGAUGUUAAUGCUGGGGCCAUCUCGACCAAGACCGCGGACGGCCUGCUCUCGUUUAUCCACCACGAAGGGCUGCAUGUCCGCAGGAUCCUCGAAACCCACGCGCACGCGGACCAUCUCACCGCCGCACAAUACUUCAAGCAGCACCUGGGCCAGGACGUCCCAGUGUGCAUCGGACAGCGCAUCUCGCAAGUCCAGGAGACGUUUGCACCUAUCUACGGCCUCGACGAUCCAGCGCUGUUCGAAAAGACGUUUGACUGCUACCUCAAGGACGACGAACAGUUCGAGCUGGGAAGGCUCUCGUGCAGAGUGAUGCACCUACCAGGGCACACGCCGGACCAUGUAGGAUACAUGAUCGGCAAGGCUGUCUUCACAGGCGACUCGAUCUUCAACCCUGACGUCGGUUCCGCACGGGCAGACUUCCCUGGAGGCAAUGCGGAGGCCCUUUACGCCUCCAUGCAACGCCUGUUGUCGCUCCCCGCUGACUAUCGACUAUUUGUUGGUCACGACUACCCGCAGGACCGCGAUCAAACCUGCUGGUCCACCGUCGAGGACCAGCGCGAGCGGAACAAGCAUCUGAAAGUUAGCACAGACGCGCAGACUUUCAUCCAGUGGCGGAAGCAGCGUGACGCAGUGCUUGGCGCGCCGAGGCUGCUGCAUCCCUCCCUGCAAGUCAAUAUCCGCGCGGGCAAGUUGCCGCCCAAAGAUGAGAAGGGCAGAGUGUUCUUCAAAGUCCCCAUUACUUCAGAAGUGGAUCUCUAAAGAUUGAGGCUCUCGCUCCGUUAUUUCGUUCAGUAUAGUGAUUGUAGCGCCAUUUUGUAAUGACCAAUUGUAUGUUAUUCCCAUUUGAA
Postia placenta MAD-698-R-SB12 is the source of this 1344-nucleotide messenger RNA. RefSeq lists its product as hypothetical. The record is from RefSeq and is a predicted model, not a curated record. NCBI's taxonomy places the organism in Eukaryota, Fungi, Basidiomycota, Agaricomycetes, Polyporales, Adustoporiaceae. Gene Ontology annotation, molecular function: sulfur dioxygenase activity. The transcript has 4 exons. Bases 146 to 1255 code for a protein of 369 amino acids. Gene Ontology annotation, biological process: glutathione metabolic process; hydrogen sulfide metabolic process.